Trichosurus vulpecula (common brushtail) is the source of this 2184-nucleotide messenger RNA. RefSeq names its product syntaxin-binding protein 2. Gene Ontology annotation, molecular function: hormone activity; syntaxin-3 binding. The record is from RefSeq and is a predicted model, not a curated record. Gene Ontology annotation, biological process: vesicle-mediated transport; intracellular protein transport; neurotransmitter secretion. NCBI's taxonomy places the organism in Eukaryota, Metazoa, Chordata, Mammalia, Diprotodontia, Phalangeridae. The transcript is spliced from 21 exons. The coding region runs from base 22 to 2067 and encodes 681 amino acids. Gene Ontology annotation, cellular component: secretory granule; plasma membrane; extracellular region.
AGCGGUGGCCCCAGGGGGAAGAUGGCGCCCUCGGGGCUGAAGGCGGUGGUGGGGGAGAAGAUCCUGAGUGGGGUUAUUCGAAGUGUCAAGAAGAAUGGAGAGUGGAAGGUCCUCGUCAUGGACCGCCCCAGCAUGCGGAUCCUGUCUUCCUGCUGUAAGAUGUCAGACAUUCUAGCAGAGGGCAUCACCAUUGUGGAGGAUAUUAACAAGCGCAGAGAACCCAUCCCCAGCUUGGAAGCCAUUUACCUUUUGAGCCCAUGUGAGAAGUCUGUCCAGGCUCUGAUCAAUGACUUCCGGGGAACCCCUACCUUUACCUACAAAGCUGCCCACAUCUUCUUCACAGACACCUGUCCUGAGCCCCUUUUCCUCGAACUGGGCCGAUCAAGGCUGGCCAAGGCUGUGAAGACGCUGAAGGAGAUUCACUUGGCUUUCCUUCCCUAUGAGUCCCAGGUAUUUUCCUUGGAUGCGGCCCAUAGUACUUAUAAUUUGUACUGCCCCUUCCGGGCCAACGCAAGGAUCCGGCAACUGGAGAGCUUGGCCCAGCAGAUCGCUACACUCUGUGCCACCCUGCACGAGUACCCUGCUAUUCGCUACCGAAGGGGGUCUGAGGACACUGCCCAGCUUGCCCACGCCGUCCUUGCCAAGCUCAAUGCCUUCAAAGCGGACGAUCCCAGCCUGGGGGAGGGUCCUGAGAAGAUGAGGUCCCAGCUGCUGAUUGUGGACCGGGGCUCAGACCCUGUGUCCCCUCUGCUGCAUGAGCUCACUUUCCAGGCCAUGGCCUAUGACCUUCUGGACAUCCAGCAGGAUACCUACAGGUACGAGACAACGGGCCUGAGUGAGACCCGGGAGAAGUCAGUGCUCCUGGAUGAGGAUGAUGAGCUGUGGGUGGAACUGAGGCACAUGCACAUUGCGGAUGUGUCCAGGAGGGUCACAGAGCUGCUGAAGACCUUCUGUGAGAGCAAAAGACUGACCACAGAUAAGGCCAACAUAAAAGACCUCUCCCACAUCCUGAAAAAGAUGCCCCAAUAUCAGAAGGAACUGAACAAGUACUCGACACACCUGAACUUGGCUGAUGACUGCAUGAAGCACUUCAAGGGCACCGUGGAGAAGCUCUGCAGCAUUGAGCAGGACCUGGCUUUGGGCACAGAUGCAGAGGGGGAGAAGAUCAAGGAUGCCAUGAAGCUGAUUGUCCCUGUGCUGUUGGACACUGGGGUCCCCCAGUAUGACAAGAUCCGUAUUCUUCUACUCUACAUCUUGCUUCGGAAUGGAGUAACCGAGGAGAACCUGGCCAAGCUCAUCCAACAUGCCAAUGUGCAGGCACACAGCAACCUCAUCCGAAAUCUGGAGCAACUCGGGGCCACGGUUACCAUUGCCACGGGCUCCGGGGCCCCUAACCGAGGAGAACGAAAGGAGAGGUUGGAGCCAACCUACCAGCUAUCCCGCUGGACACCCGUCAUCAAGGAUGUGAUGGAGGAUGCCGUGGAGGACAAGCUGGACCGGAAACUAUGGCCCUUUGUGUCUGACCCUGCCCCUACCUCCAGCUCCCAGACUGCUGUCAGCGCCCGCUUUGGUCACUGGCACAAGAACAAAACUUCAGUGGAGUCUUCCCGGGCUGGGCCCCGACUCUUGGUUUACAUACUGGGUGGUGUGGCUAUGUCUGAGAUGCGGGCAGCCUAUGAGGUGACCCGGGCCACCGAAGGAAAGUGGGAGGUGCUCAUUGGUGAAGCCAGUGAGAUGAAGACUUCCUCUAUCUGCCUCUUCCUCAUCUUCCUCAUCCUUCCUGGGCACAUGAUCCUAGGGCAGGAUGGCUGUCUUCUAGAUGAGCUCUUAAACAAGAAGAUCGAGGAGCAGGCCAGUUCCUAUGUUCUGGCUGCCCUUGUCAAGUCUCAAAUGACCUGUUCCAGUGUUACCUCUCGGGGUGCUCUAGCCACCUGCCCCUCAGGGUCCAUUGUCACAGCCUGUUCAUGUGGUAAAGCAUGUGGCUCCUGGGAUGUUCGUGAGCCCAUCACUUGUCACUGUCAAUGUGCUGGAAUAGACUGGACUAGUGCCCGCUGCUGCCGGUUUUGAGGUCCACAAUGAGCCAAGACAGAGCCUUCUCUUGCUUUCUUCCCACCAAAUCCUUUCUGAGUCUGGCCUUCUCCCAGGAGUCAAAGCUGGAGGUUAAAUAAAUGUGGCAUGUGGUCA